Amphiprion ocellaris (clown anemonefish) is the source of this 2987-nucleotide messenger RNA. Its product is annotated as 5-hydroxytryptamine receptor 3A-like. The record is from RefSeq and is a predicted model, not a curated record. Gene Ontology annotation, cellular component: neuron projection; membrane; synapse. Gene Ontology annotation, biological process: regulation of membrane potential; monoatomic ion transmembrane transport; chemical synaptic transmission. The transcript has 10 exons. Gene Ontology annotation, molecular function: extracellular ligand-gated monoatomic ion channel activity; transmembrane signaling receptor activity; neurotransmitter receptor activity. NCBI's taxonomy places the organism in Eukaryota, Metazoa, Chordata, Actinopteri, Pomacentridae. Bases 890 to 2281 code for a protein of 463 amino acids.
UUUGCCAACCAUUUUGAUAAUUGAUUAGUAAGUUAUUAUUGUCAUUACCACUUAUUUAAAAAAAGUUUAAAUUCUAUGAUUCUAGCUUCUUAAAUUUGAAUAUUUUCCAGUUUCUUUACUCCUCUAUGACUAUAAGCUAAAUAUCUUUGGGUUGUGGACAAAACUAGACAUUUGUCAUUGUCAACUUCAGGAAACACUGAUGUUUUUCAUUAACUUCAGUUAUUUUAUAAAUCACACAGGUAACUGAUUAAUCAAGAAAAUAAGUGUGCGUGGCGUCCCUUUGACCUAGCAGGAAUCAUGUAGACAUUAAUGAAAUUUGUGUUCGCACCACUGAAACACAUUUUAAAACCAAAUGUUAAGAGGCUCUCAGAUGGUUUAGAAUGAGUUUUAAUGAUAAAUGCAAUGAAAGUUUCUACAGUUGGCCAAACGAUCACACCACCACAGUUUUAGAGCUCUCUGUCUUAGGUUUAUCUGGAUUUUUGUUUGACCACAACCUUAUCCUCACAUUUACAACAAGCAAAUUAAUUUGUUUUUAUACACCUUUUAAGAUUUUAAAUUAAAACUAGUUCUAUUCAUGUAUGUUAUUUUGUCUUGACCACAGGUUUUACAAGCAUUGAAGCUAGUGUGCACAUUGAUAACUUCUCCACUCCCUCCUGAGUUCACACUGACUUUCAUGUUGACUUUUUGCCUCAGCUGCAGAUCUACAAUAGACCUGACUUUUGUCCUAUGACUGACCCUGGAUACACAGGAACAAACAGAAGAAGAACACUUUGACAGUUGAAUGAAUUCAUCCUGUGAUGCCUCAUCCAUACUUUCGUUUUGUUCUGUUUAUAUAAGCAGCUUCACAGUUUAAAAGGAUUUUCUCACGCUGAGCUGAAGGCAAACAGCGAUGGCAGCUCCAACUGCCUUAAUUUUUCUCACUUUACUUGUAGGUGUUUCCAGCAGUGGGAGUACAGACUGCUCAUAUCAAAGUCUGCUCCAUCACUUAAACCUAACUGGAUCAAGUAAUGUCCAAAGUAUUAUGCGACCUGUGAAAAACUGGACCACUUCCACCCUCGUUCAACUGGACAUCUUGUUGUUUGGUAUUUUGGAUGUGUGUAAUGGGGGAAUUAUGGAGCCAGGUAUCUCAAACUCUGGUAAAAUAAACCCAAAGGAUGAGAAGUCUCAAACUGUCACAAAUCACCUCUGGGUUAGCAUGUAUUGGACAAAUGAACUCCUAACUUGGAAUGCUUCAGACUUUUGUGGGAUAAACCUCCUGACCAUUCCGAGAUCGAUGCUAUGGAUUCCAGAUAUAAUCAUCCAAGAAGAUGCUUCUGAUAGUGGGAGUGUUAUAAAAGGUCCACAUCUCACUCUGAAUUCCAGCGGUUGGGUGUUUUCUAAGGCCCAGCAACGGCUUACCUACACCUGCCAACUCAAUCUCGUAAAGUUCCCUUUUGAUACCCAAAGUUGUAACAUCACAUUUACAUCCAUGAGCUCUGACGUACAUACUAUGAAGCUAGGAACAUUAACCAAUGACACGGCCCUCACUGCACUCUCUGAGCUGAUCAUGAUCACAAAGGGAGAGUGGUCACUCAGAAGCAUGGAAGUCGUCCGAGACAGGACCACGAAUGGAACCAAAAGCUACCUCAUAUACAUGAUCACACUUGAGAGGAAACCGAUGCUUUAUGUCGUCAACUUUAUCAUCCCCCUGUCCUAUUUGCUGGUGCUGGAUCUGGCUUCCUUCUUUAUCAGUCAGUCCAGCGGCGAAAAGCUGAGCUUCAAAGUGACGAUCCUCCUCUCCAUCUCCGUCCUACUGCUGAUUCUUCAGGAUAUGCUGCCCUCCACUGAAGAUUCCCUGCCGUGGAUUGCUACCUACUGUGUUGCAAUCUUCGCCCUUGUGGGGAUCAGCGUCCUGGAGGCCAUGCUGGUGAGCUUCUUAACUGAACUCGGUCAUCAGUGUGGUAAAAAGGCUAAAGGAUCUGAAAAUGCCAGAGAGGAUAUUCAGCUGGAGGAAGACUUUCACAAAGAGCCUUCUGGAGAUGAAGAAAGAGGCCAGGUGACACCAGAGAAGACCUACAUGCCUUUGGAUUGGCCAGUUGCCCAUGACCUGCUGAAACGAAUCCUGGAUGAAGUGAAAGCAGCUCGAUUACAAGCUGGAAGUAAGGACAAAGACAAGAACGAGCGAGGAUGCUGCAAAAGUCUGGCUCUGACCGUAGACUACGUGUUCUUUUUCUUAUAUUUAAUCACUGUGGUACUCUUUCUGAUGAUCGUUUAUGUCAGUUGGAUUAAAACAGGGUUUUGAUUUAGAUGUGAUGGAUGGGAUCAAGUGCUGUGUGUUUAAUCAGCCAGUGCAUGCUCUUAGAUUUGAAUGUGAUAAAACUUUUAAUAAUAAAUUAUCACCUGGGCAGUGAAGGAAUGACCACACUGCUUUUUUAACCUUAUAUUAAUUAGCUCAUCUACAUUUCCGUCCUUUAUUCAGUAUAGAACAGAUGUUACUCAUAUCUGCAGACAUAAACUAAUAAUCUCCAUACCCUUUAUUGCAUGAAAAUAAUAAACAGGUUUAAAUGCUGAGUCUGAAGUGGAAAUGAAAGGGGAGUUUGGAAACAACAAGAAUAUUUGAUUGUGCUUUAAACAUGUCAUACUUUACCUAAAUUGAAGUUAUAGAAUGACAAAAAGAGAGAUCAUACUACAUAUGUGUGUGUGUGUAAGGGGGUGGGGUAUUGGUUUUAUAUCCCACAAUUUUGUGAAUAAUUAUAUUUAUUUGUCAAAUUUAGACUAUAUUUCUUUUGUUAAUCAUGGUACAUCAUUUACCACUCGGCAAAAAAGCACAAACAUUUUACUAAUCACUUGAAUUUUUAUGUUCACUGAACAGUUUUUGCAUAUCUUUUGUAGAUUUUAUUAUCCAACAUGAUACUGUCCAUCUAAGUGCUGUUUCAUUGUGGAAUUCUGGUGGAAAACCAAUAAACUGUGUGCUUGCAAUAAUCAAAAAGUGUCAAGCGUUCAAAGUU